This is a messenger RNA of Neospora caninum, 1563 nucleotides long. RefSeq lists its product as hypothetical. The transcript has a single exon. Lineage: Eukaryota; Apicomplexa; Conoidasida; Eucoccidiorida; Sarcocystidae. The coding region runs from base 1 to 1563 and encodes 520 amino acids. The record is from RefSeq and is a predicted model, not a curated record.
AUGGCUCCUCCACUGGCGGAGCAGGACUGCUUGCCCCGGGGCUCGGGGAGAGGCUGCCUUUCGGGCGACAGCGAAGCGACGCCUUCCCCGCAGUUUUCUCUGGAAAAUCCUCACCUUUUGACGGCAGUGUGUCAGGUACUAAAGCGCAUCGACAAACAAGGCACGGGGUUGACGACUGCGGAGAGAUUCAACGCAGCUUUGUCGGACAUGGGAGUGAAGUACGGGACUCCAGAGGCGGAUAUGAUUAUGCGCUACUGCCAGGUGACCGACGACGGCUACGUGAUUUUCAAAGAGUUGAUGCUGGCGACUCGGCCUUUCCCGAACGUUUUCGAAGACCACAUCACAGAGAGUCUGGCCUCAGCCACGAACCGUGAACAGGAUCGGCUGGUUCCGCUUCCGCGCCUCGCUUCCUGCCAGCGAGACGUCGCGCGCGACGGCGACGAUUCGCUUGGUGUUGACUCCGAGCAGAUGGGAGACGACGACCACGGUGUAUAUACACCCGAGCUGACUGACGCGAUCCGCCGACUCUAUGCGCAGUGGGAUCGGUCCUGUUUGCGCGACUGGCAGUUCAAGGAGGCCAUUCAGCGCCUGGGGGUCUGCGUGACGCCCGAGUUCGAGAGACUGAUUUCGACCUACGGCCCGAGCGGCAGCGUCGCCUUCUCGCAGGUCAUGCAGACGUUGAUGAUGGGCGACAGCGGCUUUCUCGCCUCUUGUUCCCUGAGACGGUCCCGAAGUCGCCAUCCCGGAGACAUUCCCCUGCCUCCCGUGGCGGACCGCAUCCCGUUUUACGAACCGAGGAGAAACCCAGUGACCUGGUCGCCGCCGCAGCCGCUUCGCGGCGUGCCUGUCAAUCCGCAAGACGUCCGACACCUUGCGCUCAACUUGCCUUUGGCGGCGGGGCUGCAGGGACGGAGCAGCAGCGAGAGAGGAGCGGCUGCCACGGACGGGGAGGACGCUUCUUCGCUCCCCGAGAAAUUCCAUUUUCUGAAGAAACUGGUGGCCCUCUAUCUGGCCGACCGGCUGUCAGCUACGCAGUUGAGGAAAGAAUUGGUUGAGGUGGAUGUCCCGAUCACGCAGGAGCUCGACGCGCUGAUCCGAGCCCACGAAGCAGACAACAGCGGUCAGUUCACUCCGUUUGCUGUCGCGGUUUUCCGGGCUGCAGAAGAGAGUGAAAUCUAUCGGAAGGAAAUGAGAAAGGUUUCCGCAGGCGCGGACGCAGAGGCGCACGCAGCUCGGGAGACGCCGUACGUCGUGGUAGACAAACUCACGCAGGUAGGCGAGCUCGCGCACCGAGUCGCCGAGACCAUUCCCACGCAAAUCGACGAGGGAGAUAUCGAAGCCUCUGCGCAAGAAUUGCGCGAAGCAGGAGUAAAGUAUCCUUCGGAAACGGAGAUGUACACCCGAGAGACGGCCAGCAAAUUCGAAGAUGACCCUAAAGGGAUCUAUGUGCCUUCGGACUACGGGGCUGCACAGCACGCGACCCUCGCCCUAGCCAACCGAGCAACCGCGCACCACGCAUAUUACGGCCACGGAAAUAUUAUCACCUGGGGGAAAACGUAUUGA